AUGCGCGGAACCGGUGAGCGGCCCCUGUUGCUGCUGUGGCUUUAAGCCGCUCCGCUCACUUUCAGUCCGCCCGCAGACCUGCACUCACUGCCUUCCUGGAGUCUUUAACAGUUAUGAAAGAUCUACAUUUUAAGGAUUUCUUCUGGAACGCUGAUCUGACCUGCACCGGUGGCUACGAUGCAAUCAUCCAGUAUCUCAAUGAUGGCAAGAGGACAUGCAAGGAGGUGGAGGAGUUCAUGAAGGCCAGGGCCACAGUUGAAGAGAAGUAUGCCAAAGAUCUGCUCGGUUUGUCCAAGAAGGUGUGUGGACACAACGAGAUGAACACAUUAAAACGAUCCCUGGACAUGUUGAAGCUACAGACCGAACAUGUGAGUCUAUCACACUCACAACUGGCUCAGGGCAUGAGGGACGAGGCCAAAAAACUGGAGGAAUUCAGAGAAAAACAAAAAGAAGCCAGGAAAAAGAUGGAGCAACAUAUGGAGUUCUUCCACAAACAGAAGUCUUCACAUUUCAAGAGGACAAUGGAUUCAAAGAAGACGUACGAUCAGAAAUGCCGAGAUAAAGAAGAAGCGGAUCAGAACAUGAAUCGAAACGCCAACACCAACAACACCAAGCAAAUAGACAAGCUCUACUCAAAGGCGCAGAGCGCAAAACAGACUGCAGAAGAAGCAGACCGGGGGUACCAUCAGAACGUGACCGUAAUGGAAUCCAUUAGAGACGAAUGGCUGACGGAACACGUCACAGCCUGUGAGAUGUUCGAGAAACAGGCAACGGAGCGCAUCGUCUUUCUGAGGAACGCGGUGUGGACUCACCUCAACCAGCUCUCCCAGCAGUGUGUGACCAGUGAUGAGCUGUAUGAGGAAGUGAGGAAGUCACUGGAGCAGUGUGAUGUCCAGGAAGAUAUCGGACACAUGAUUAACCUCAGGCGCACCGGAGACAAACCACCAGCUCCAGUUGUGUAUGACAACUUCUACAGUGGCCAGAGGCCUCCGGCUGUAGCGUCGCCCCCUCGACUGCCUCCACCAAUCAGCAGGAGGGGGCCUCUUCCAGAACCCACAAACAGCCGCGAGGAUACAAUCUACUCGACGGUGCAGGAUUCCGUGUACAGUGUUAUCCAUUACUGAGAUGCACAUCCGCUGGAGAAGAGAAUGGUCACAUCGUCCCACCACCUCCUCCUCCUUUGGGGUUUCUUGUAAUGAUGAUGUCGCCCCAGAUGGAAAUGAGGGUCAUUUCUACGUAGGUACAUGUUUUUAGAUGAGGUUUUGUGGUGUUUUAUAUAUAUAUAUAUAUAUAUAUAUCACAGUUUAUAUAUAAAACACAGAGAACAGUGAAUACAUUGGUUUGUACUUAGGUCACUUCUUGUAUAAUAUACAAAAAUGUACAGUUGUCUGUUCACAAGGCCUUUGUAGGUCUAUGUACUCUGCUUGUGAUCUUGCUUGCAUUUUUCUUUUUUGUUUGGGAUGCAGAGCAUUUGUUGUAUUGUUGUAGCAGUUUUGUAUUUAUUUUUUGUGGAGCAACACUUUUCUCAAAUUUUAAAUAGAGAUUCACAAAAUAA
Molecule: messenger RNA, 1555 nt
Organism: Gasterosteus aculeatus aculeatus (three-spined stickleback)
Lineage: Eukaryota; Metazoa; Chordata; Actinopteri; Perciformes; Gasterosteidae
Gene: pstpip2
Product: proline-serine-threonine phosphatase interacting protein 2
Biological process (GO): actin filament polymerization
Cellular component (GO): cytoplasm; actin filament; plasma membrane
Molecular function (GO): actin filament binding
Source: RefSeq, a predicted model, not a curated record